AUGUCCGCUUCGCAAGCGUUGUAUUAUCCCAUGGACAUCAUCAAAGACAAUGUUGACACAAAGAUCGGGCGCACCAUCUAUGAGGAGUUCAGCACAGUGGUUCUGCUGAAACAGCAAAUGCGAGUCAUGGACCAAGUGUGGUUAGACUUCCUACAGCAUCUGCGGGUUGGCAAUGUGAAAGAACAUCACAUGUCAAUGCUGCGCACCUUGUGCCUGAGCCCCGACGAUAACUUCGAAGAUGACCCAUGGCAGGAUGCCACAUUGACAUGGAACCGGUAUGCACUGGCUUUGCACCUCAGCAAGGGUCAUGCGGGCAACAAUAUGGAGAAGGACUUGCCACAUUUGAUUGAACUGGCCAUUGGAAUGUCAGUUAUGGUAACAAACAACGUCGAAACCGAUCUCGAUUUGACCAACGGUGCACGGGGAACAAUCAAGGACAUCAUCCUGGACCCCGAUGAACCACCCAUUGGCCCCGAAUCAGUGGUUCACUUGAAAAGGCUGCCUGCAUACAUCCUUGUACAAUUUGAGCGCACAAGAGCAGCACAACUGUCUGGCCUGCCAUCAGGUGUUCUGCCGAUACAGCCAGCAAAAACGACGUACCUGGUAAAAUCAUGGCUGAGCAGAGGGACCAGUGUCAACAAGACUAUCACCCGACGACAAUAUCCGUUGACGGGCGCGUAUGCAUUCACGGAUUACAGGUUGCAGGGUCAAACAUUGAAGCGCGUCAUCGUGGACAUAGCAAUGCCACCUACGGGGGGUUGA
Molecule: messenger RNA, 762 nt
Organism: Mycena citricolor
Lineage: Eukaryota; Fungi; Basidiomycota; Agaricomycetes; Agaricales; Mycenaceae
Source: the annotation of a GenBank genome assembly